AUGGCGACGGCGGUAUCCAUGGCGUCUGCGUCGCCAGAGUCAAUGAUGUCAGCGCCCGUGACCACGUCCUCCUCCUUGACCCGGCUUCGAGCAUGCCUUGCAAUCGGGUGCGGUGCAGGGCUGCUUCUCUACGCCGGUGUCGUGCUACGGCGGCGCCUCGCCCGUCCACGGCCACCGCCGCGGGUCACAUGUCCGAUGGCGGACAACACGAUUGCCCUACUGCGGGACCUGCACGACGGCCCGUUCCGCUUUGGGGAUCCCACGCCGUUUGCCACUGCGGCGCGGGCAGAGGCAACGCGGCGCAUCCGGCGUCAGCAGCGGGAGCGCCGACGACUGCGCCGGUGCAUGCGGUCGCAGCUGCGUCGCACGAGGAGCUCUCAGCACUUCCCGUCAUGGUGCCCGGCAGCGACCGCGGCGGCCUCCGCGUCUGCCCGCAACGUCCUCGGAGCCGGCGGCCAGCAGGGGCGCCAUGUCCCCGGCAGCGAGCCCACGAGCGGCGAUGCAGCAACGGUGGCGGCGAAGGAAAGAGAAGGCCGCGCUACGGCAGAGGCGGUGUGCAAGCGAGAGGGCGGCUUGUUGCCCUCUGUCAAUUCCAUUGCCUCGUUGCGCGCCGUCGCCUCCGACGCUGACGACGACGACCCACGCGACAAUGACGGCUACGGUGAGGGCGCGUGCUCCACCUACGGGCCACUAGUGGCGAGGAGCGGCGGCCUCCGCAAGAUGACGUCGAGCGAGGUGUCGCUGAUCUCAUCGAUGACGACGACGAGCAGCUCCUACGACUCAGACUACUCGCUCUCGCAGAGUACCAGUGCCAGCACCACCACCAGCGGCAGCAGCUACUACUCCCGCACCAGCACCCCAUCACUCAUGCAGUCCACGGGGUCGUCUGGAGACUCGCAGGGUGGCGCGUCGUCGCUGCUGGCCAUGACGAUGGGCUCUGUGACGAGCCCCGACGGCAUCCCAUGGGUGAAGGCCACCUUUGACAGUGGCAGCGUCACCUGGGGCGGCCUACACGGCUCCCACGACGCACCACAGCAAGCGCAGCAACACAACCAACACCAUAACCACCAGCCACCGUCGAAUGAUCCAGCCGGGAGCUUCAGCAACAUCGCUCAGAACAUGGUGUCUGGGUCGAUGGCUGCCCAAGGGGGUCGUUCUCCGGCGCAACUGCUGUGCUGUGGCGCCUCCUCGCCGGCCGCGAGUAUCCAUGCAUCUGACGGGACGCCGCGGCCGGGAGCGAACAUGGCAUCCUCGUGGACCUUCGGUGGUGGCGGCGGCGGCGGCGACAGCAGCCGGCCCCCAGAGGUAGCGUACCCAGGGACCUUUGCCUCCGUGCCCGGGCCGGUGCCAUCGCUGCUGGCCAGUGGGAGAUGGGGCGGCGGGGCGGAGGACGAGGAGCCGUAUCGGUGCACAGCGCCUGGCCUCAUGUACGGGCCGCCGCUGUUCGCGACAGAGAUGGACGUCACGGAUGCACUGGCGGAGCUGCGCAGCUCGGUGUGCUGCAGCGGCGACCGGCAAGGCAGCAGCUGUCUCGCCGGCGGUGCCUCCAGCACAAUAAACACCGCCCCCACUCCCUUCAUGAGCUCUAGCGUCACCGGCAGCGGCAGCGGCAUCAUGGCGCGCAUGAACUCCUCGAACAACGCCAUCUCCCUCCAUCAACAGCAAGUAGGGAUGUCGUUGUCCUCGGUGCACUACCGCCCUCAGCAGCAGCAGCAGCAGAGUACUCACCAUCACACCUGGAGCAAUCCGCGAAGUCAGGGCUACUUCUCGGGCACGUCCAUGAGCACAGCCAGCGCAAGCGUUGCGCUCCCUACGCACACCCGACACACGCUGCACUACCCGGGCGGUGGCAGUGGCAGUAGUAGUAGCCAGCCGCCCAAGCAUCAACGUCAUCACCGUCGCAGUGGCAGCGGCUACCAUCACGUAUCGUCUCGCACCAGCGUUCCGCGUAGCACGAACUGGUCGCCUGUGAGCUCGCAGUGGCUACCUGAGGCGCUAUCGACGGUGCAGCCGGUCUACGGUUACGACAGCGCGCCUCGCGGUUGGGGCAGCGGCGGCAGCGAAGGUGCCACAGGCGAGAGCACGGCCAGCGCCGGGAACGGCUCCUUCAACCACGCCCCCACGGAAACCCCCAUUUCGCAAGCAUCGUCGGGCUUGCGUCGCUCCCUGGUGGCUGGUAGCCGCGUGCACUACUCAUCAGGACACGGUAACAUCAGCAGCAAUGCCCACCGCUCCUUCCGCUCCGCGAAGUCCGCGCUGCGCCACCUCUGCCAGUACGGAUGGCACUGCGGUAGCGGGCGGCUGCGCCGGUGCUGGCGCCGCUGCCGGCGACUGGUGCGUCGUCGCGUCAUUGUCAGCUGCGCCAUAGUCCAGCUGGGGGCGAUGCGCAUAUUGUGUGCGAUGCGGCGCGGCUCGAGCGCCCUCGGCGGAGCCUGCGCGAGGGGGUGGCGUUGGGUCAUCUGUCAGUGGCGAGAGAGCGCCUCCGCUGCGUCUGGCAAGGUCCUUGCGUGUCUGCGUCGGGCACGAUGGUCAUUGUUGAGGACUGGCGCGAUGGCAGCCGACGAGAGAAGUUGCACCGCGGCUGCUCCUGUGCCAUCGAGUGAAGCAGCCAAGAGACAUCCAGGGCACACCUCCACGGGUGCCGACACUGCGGCGGAAGCGGAGGCGGUGGAGGCCAAGCGUGGCGGUCUUUUGAUGACGGACACGGCCGACGAGGCUAUUAACAAGAUCGUUCAGCUGCUGGAGCCGACACCUGGGCGUGUGCCAACGGUCGUGGUCAUUCGUGCUCCGCUCGGCUACGACGUGUCGACUGAUGCGGCGAGUCUCUGGAAGGCGCUUCACCUCGACAGCAGCUCAUUCGAAGAGGGCCUGAUCGACAUCAUUGUCAUGGAGGAGCUAAAGACGGGACCAUUGCCACCAGCGCAGGCCAGGGCAGCAGCUGCGGCGACGGGGACCUCAUCACAGGUGGUCAGCUUCCCUGCGAACCCGGCGGCGCCGCAGAUGAUGCCCUGCACCGGCACCUCCGACAGUGAGAGGACCGCAACGACUGCAGCACCAGUGGAACCGCCGACGCCACCGCUACAGCAGAGGCGGCCACCGCUGGAGCCGUCUAAAGCCGCCGCCGCCGCUGCUGCUGCUGCUGCCACGACGGCGGCGGCAAAAGCACAAGCCCAGCUGCGCAUCUCCUUCGAGAUCUACCCAGCACACCUGUUUUACUCGUUGAUCUUCCGCGCAGCGGUGCUGCAGGAGAAGGACUGGGCGCUGCGACGCGCGGCUGCGGAGCUCUUUGGCGGUUCCGCUGAGAUCGAAGGCAACGGCAAGGGUCUCGGCGUCAGCUCAGGGGCUAAUGCCAGCGCCGGCGGCGGUGCCAGUGCCACGCCGGCGUCGCCCCUGUCACUCGCACGCGCGCUGUCCUUCACCUUCAACGUCCAGGUGCCGGCGGGGGAGCGCGGGAGCAACCCCUGCGCGACGGACCCCUUUAGCCACCACCCACACCACGGCACGGCCGCCGGGUUGGAGAACUACUGCCUCUCACCACUGUCGCCGGGACAUUUUUGCCGAAUGCCGGUCUCCCCGAAGCCGACGACGACGCCGUCGCCGCACGCGGGCCUCAGUGGCGGUGGGGCUGCAGCGGCCGGCGUCGGCGCUGCCAAUCCGUCCCCCGGGACGGCGGGCGGCACUGCCGCGUCGCCUGCGACCUUGCCAGCGUCUGCGUUCUCCUCCGUGGCGGUGACGGCAUCGCCCCAGGUUGUGGUGCGCCUCUCUGAGAGCUACAGCUUCCCAGCCCAGCCGCCGCAGAUGGUGGUGUCGCCGCCGCUGGGGACGCAGUCCGGGAUCAUGGCGCCGCUCGGUGCGCUGCCGUCCGCCGCCGCCGCCGCCGGUCGCGUCGUCUCCGACAGCGAGUUUCUCUUUUACAUCCACGUGCUGCGCACGGCGGUUGGCGACGGCGUCAACACCACAGCGCUGCCGUCGAGCAGGGCCUCGGAGGCGGACGACGACGACGACGACGGUGGCGGCGGCGGCGGCGCAGAUGCUGAUCGUGCGGGCGCGAGGGCAGCAGGCGUGCGGCGGGACGGCGCCAAUCCCGGGAAGCGGAGUCCGCGGACGCCGAGUGACAUGAGCGACCUGGCCACGGCCCGCCGCGACGGGCCGGAGGCUGUGGGGGACAAGGACGGUGAUAGCGAGGCCCUCGCCUUGCUGGAUCUGCGGCAGCGCGAGAUCGAGCCACAGGUGCUGCUGCGCUAUCGUUUUCGUGUGUUCCGGCAGGGCUGUCGCUCGCGCAAGGCCCUCGACGCCGUCGUGCUGUACACGCAGGACCAAGUGGAGCCCUGGCACGAGGAGGCCAAAGCCAUGCUGCAGGCUCUGCCGGCCACGGAGAGCUGCCAGGCCCUCUCCUCCCUCUCCACGAUGUCGCUGCGGGUGAACGGGAGCAGCCCCGCACUGCGGUCGUCCGACAGCGUGGGGCGGAUGACGUCGCUGAGUGGGGGUGGCGAGGCGACGACAGGCGUUGCUUCAGGCCGCCUGCAGCGUCGUUCCUGUUCACGUCCGGCGGGACUGCCGCUGCUUUCUCUCGGCACCGCUGCGCUGGCGAGCACGCCGGAGCUCGACCGGGUGGACUGCCGCACCACCGCGGCGAACAGUGGCCGGCUGCAGCUGCCAGCGUGGGCGAUGGAGGUGCUCAUCCGACGCGAGAGCAUGCGAGAGACGCUUGUGCGCGACCUGAAGGAAAAAGCCUUCCGCGUGUGUGCCGUUCCGCUUCCGGACAUGCGAGUACACCGCGUUUUGCCACCAACGGUGCCGCGCUACGUCACGGCCCACGCGCGCGGCUUCCCUCUCAGCCGCACCUUUGCCGAGGAGGUCCUUUCGCAGCAGCGCGCGCUGCAGUUCAUUCUGCUGCAGAGGGAGCAGGAGAACCAACGCGCCAUCGCAGCGCGCAUCCGCCACGAGCAGCGCCGGCAGGAUCGCCAGGAACGGAAGCGACGAGAGCGCCGCGCUCGCGAGGAGGCGUGUCGACGGGCGCAACAAGAGCGGCAGCAGCGCAAGGAGCAGCAGCAGAAACGGGGCCUGAACACCCGGAGGCGCGAGCCAGGCGACGGCGACAGUUUCAAGGAGCGUCUGACGGGGACCCUGAACCCGGCGACCGUCGUGUCGCGUGUCGUGUCCAUGGUGAAGCGGGCCAGCGUGGGGAGCUCUGGCCGCGACUUCGGCCACCUGUUCGUGCGCAUGCCACCUCAGGGUAGCGACAGCGUGCGCGAGACGCGCACAAGCCCGGACGCGGCUUAUCGGCAAGAGUCUCAAGCGCCAGCGCCGCUUGGUGAGCCAGACGUGCCGAAGGCUUCGCCACCGCCGCCGUACCGACACGGCUACCCGGAUUCCAGCGGCAGCUUCUACGGCGUCCCCUCGCCAGCUCAGCGGCAGAGCGCCGCACCGGAGGGCAACGCGCGAGUUGGCGUCGUCCUCCCCCCAGAUGAAAGUGAUCGUGUUGGCUACGGUGAGGCGGAGGGCAAGGGCACCAUCAGUGCUGCCGCACCCACCGUCGGCAACGUCAGGCAACACCAGCGUUCGACCGAGGAGCCGAGCAGCUCCUCGCAGGUGUAUGCGGUGCAGCGGCCGUGCGGACUCCAGGGUAUGCGCGCCCCCCUUACCGUUGCUGUCGCCGCGACGUCGGUGCAGAUCUCGCCGACGCGGACGGGGGUGGACAUCCGCUUGCUCCGUGGCAGCUCCGGCAGCGUCUCCGUCGAAGUCUCCACUGAUGUUUCGCUGACGGCGAACGCGACCGGUGUGAGUGCCCCGUACUACGCCGCGGACGCGGCACCGCGCUCGCUCGAGCGCGGUGCGGGCGGCGACACAGGCGGCAGUGGUCGAGGACGCGCGCUUGGUUCAGCUGGAGCGCCAAGUUCUUCGCCAACAUCACCGACGCCGUACACUGCCACGACACCGGUCAUUCUACUGGCGCUGCCACAGGGCUUAUCGGGGUCGCCUCCGCCGCAACCGCACUCCCCAGCCUCGGCGAACAGCGGCCUGAACAGUCCACCGCCGCAGUCGCAAACCUGUCAAGGCGACCACAGUAGCGGCGGAGGCGGCAGCGGCGCUCCCAAGUCACUUUCUCUCGCGCCUGCAAGCUCCACCCGCAACCCCCACUGGACUGCUGUGCACACGGCAACCAACGCAAACACUUGCGUAACGCCGCCGCCACCCCCCUCGACCGCCCCCGCUGCCGGUAGCCCCGCAGUGCAGGUCAGCAGUAGCGGUCACAACGGUGGCUGCGCCGCCAACGCCGUUGGCCACGGCCACGUUCAGAAGACGCUUGCCUCCGUCAGCAGCGCUCUGCAGAACCACUUCGGUUCGUGGCUGGCGACAACCGCGACGACCUCGUCAUCGGCGAGUGGGGCCAGCAACACUAUGCCAAACUUUAGCGGCACGGGCGCCACCGGCUUCCACUCUGGCACCAUCUCAAUGUCGGAGCGCGGCUUUCGGUUGAUGCCACUGCCGCCGCCUCCGUCACCACUGCCCGCGCUCGGCUCAUCCUCUCUUCCCGCGCUUGAUGUGGGCACCACUCCGUCCUCGUGCAUGCUCUCUGUGUCAGACACAUCGACCGUCACGCUUGCGACCACCCGCGAUGUGAGCCUCGACGUCUCGGCGGGCGACCAUCGUCACCACCAGGACACGACUGUACCGUCGCUGCCGCCGCAAGAGCCAUCGAGCAGCAGUCAGCCGCAUCGCUCGCUGCAGAACCCGGCGUCACCUGUCUCCGCCACUUCGCCGCUUAGCGCGGAAGGUGCGACGCACCUCACCGUGAGCGGAGGUGCUGCGCAGAAUUAUAUGAGCAGCCACCCCAGCCACUCCCUCCAGCUGCCCGACGAUGGUGGAGUGCCGGCCGCCUCGCUGACGCCCAUGCCGCUUGCAGUUCCCAACAACAGUAUGUACGGCACCUUUGACGCGUAUUACGGCCACAGCGUCGCGACACCGCAGGCAGUGCUGCUGCGCCAGCAGGCCCAGGCGGAGGCGGCGGCGGCCUCCGUUGCGUCCUCAUCGGCUACGCGAGCGCUGACCUCACCCCGGCACCAAGAAACCGCCAACACCGCGGCGCCGCUGUCAGCAAUCGUGACAUUGGCGGCGGAGAGAGACACUCGCAAGGGUGAGUUGCACAAUGGUGGGUCCGCCGGUGAUCGCGACGUCAGAGGCCCCGCCGGUAUGCUCAGCAGCGCCACGUCGACACCAGCUGCAGGGGCUGCCGCUGCUGCUGCUGCUGCUGCUGCUGGAGGCAAUGUGCAGCAGUUGCCGCCGCCGCCACAUCUGCAGGCCCCACGCAGCGGGCCGGGGCGAACCAGCUCUGGGCUGCUGCCGUACACGUACUCGGCCGAUUCCGUGAGCAGCAUGUAUGGCACAACGCACUAUCCUCUCUACCAGUACCCGGACGACCCUAACAGCGCAGCGGCAGCGGCGUACCCGGGAGUGUCGCCGUUCACGUCAUCAGUGCCGGGGGGGGCAGUGAUGGGUGGUGGUGGCAGCGGGGCCACAACGGCCGCGCCGGCUGGGUUCACCCACACCGGUGCUUCGGGGACUUACACGUACAAAUCUUCGGGUUGUAGCAGCAGCCACGUUUUCGGGGCAAGCGCCACCGGCGUCACGCAGGUCUACACGUCUCCUGGCAACUCAGCCGCGUUCUUCGGUGUCGGCGGGGCGGUUCGCCCGGAGAACUGGGGCUCUUGCCUGCAAUCGCCGCGCGUGCCGGACUCGCCGAUGGACUUGAACGCCAGCGCCACCGUCCCUCUGUCGCUGCCGCUUGCUCAGGAUACGCACAUGAACCGGCUGAAGCAGUACAACAAGCUGCUAUCUGACCUCCUCGGCGUCGCAGGCGGCCCGAUGCGCAGCGGCAUCUCCUACUAUUACACCUACGGCGAUGCCACGGCGCUGCUGUACAACGCGUCCAUCCGGGCACCCUGUGACGAGAACAUUCUCGAGCUGCUAGACCGUCAACAAUGGGAGAAGCAGCACGAGCUUCGGCAGCUGUCGCGCACCGACGUCGGUGGCGGCGUUUUCUCCGACUCUGGAGGCGCAUCAGACGGCAGCACGUCGGGUGGCGAUAAAAUAGCGGUGUACACUAGCAGCGGGUCCUACUCCAUGCCCAGCUCAGGAACAGACAACACUGGCGCCUGGCGUGUUCCAGCCACCUUAGCCGGCAUUGGCGUGUCCCCUCCAGCACCGCCGCCUGCGCCUCAACAGCAGGCCACGCUCCACGGCAGCGGCAGCGCAGCUGGAGGAGACGCGAAUGCCGCUGGUCAAGGGGCGCGCAACGCCCGAGAGGACUCCUCCGCAGCCCGCGCCGCCGCUGCAGCUGCAAGCGAAGAUGAGGGCUGCUCCUAUCUUGAGUACGGCGCUCUCGGCGGGCUGCCGGACACGAUGGACGCUCUGGAGUCCGAGCAGAUCGAGGCGCAGCGGGCACGCAACACACGCUUUUACUCCAUCUUUGAGCACCUCCAUCGCGCCUACCACGACACUGUGCUGGAGGCGAUCGGCAGCGGGAGGACCCGGUCUGUCGACGUUAGCCCCGUCACGGCCGCGGCCGAGACCGGCUCCCUCUACGCGGGGCUCACCGGAGGGGUUGGCACAGAGUACAUCUUCCCUUCCUCCGCGUCUGCCGCAGGCGCGUCUGCUGCUGAGCGGCAGACGGCGCCUCCGCACUGCGUCGGCCACGCCACCGCGCCAGGAUCGGUUACCCCUCCACCUGGCCUGCUGUGCGUCGGGACGGGUGCGGCAGAGACAGUAGACCUGUCGCGCUGGCGACGACGGCUAUGGGGUCGCGUGUGUGCGCUUGUGGCGUGGGUGGGCUCCCUCGUCGGCCUCGCGCGCAGGCCGCACGGUGACUCGGCCGCUGUGGGAGCACACGCUGCGGGUGGCGCCACCGAUAGUGGUGUGGCAAUCCGUUGGCGCGCGCCGCAGCUCGCCCCAGACGGCGCAAAGUGUGGCUUCGAUCCAGCCAAGCUCGCCGAGUACUUCCCGGGCGAACGCAUCGUGACGUUCGGCGACGAGUGGUGCAUCGCCUCUCGGCUGGACAUGCACAACGGGCACUUUGGCCUCUCGCCUCUGCAGGUGUGGAUGGCCACACGCUACUCGCGCCGCUUCGCAGGCGAGGUGUACCUGAUGGACGUGAUCGCGGCCGGCGGCGACCCGUACUACCCAGCUGUCCGUGUCUUGGAUGAGAUUGUUGCGCAUGCCGUGCUCUACUACCACAACCACAGUCUGCGGGACUUUGUGGAGGAUUUAGAGGCGGAGCUGGGGCUCGUAUACGUGCCGCAGACGCUCUGGGGGAGGCGCGCGCUGGGGCUGCCAGAUGACGAUGCCGAGGUGCAAGAGCUGGAAGGACUGCUGUACACUGCCACCCGACGUCGGCAAGACCGCCGCCGCCGGCAACGCGCUCAGGAAAAGCAUCGGCAGCGCAGCCGCUGUGGCGACAGUGCAGGGGGCGGCCUCAAGAACGGCCGCGCUGCGACGUCCAGAGUUCCACUGCCUACCACGGCGGGUGCCUCACGCUCGGCUGCCGCUGCCGGGCUCCGCCACGCGGAUGGGGCACCGGCACCGGCGCCGCCGUUUCCUUCCCUUGCGGCGGACGCGGCGCGUGAGGGUGAGACGCAGGGAGGUCCGACGACGGGCAGCCGCCGCUCUUUUAGCCCCCAAGCACCGACGAUCAGCGGCGCAGCUACUCAGGGCAGCGUCGGCGGCGCCAGCGAUGCCUCCCCGCUACUGCUGAGCCCGGUGAGCGACGGCGGCGACCUACCGUCUGCCGAGGCAACCGCGGCAACAGUGCCAGCGAACCGCUCCCCACCGCUCCGGCACCAUCGCCGUCCUCGGCGCCACGAUAAUGAGCGCCUUGAGGAUGAAGAGAUGGCCGAGUACACCUGGGUUCAACUGCAGGCCAAGGACCAGGAAGAGGACGAGGAGGUCUUCUACGGCGCAACGGCCGCUGCCGCCGCGGGACUUGGCGGUGGCGACAUCAACAUCGCGCCCCACGUGUAUGACGCGGUGAUGGAGCGCGAGGUGUAUGACGAGCGCAUGCUGCUGCGCGAGCUGGACCACUUGAAGGAGUUUCUCGUUGAUAACCGCAACGUCCUGUCGUCGGCGAUGCUCACCACGGCUGGCUCAAACUCCCUCGAGGCCGUCUUCGGCGUUCCAGCGACGGUGUUCCCGUUUCUGCUGUGCGCGCGCGAGAGCGUGCCCUUCGUAGCCUCCAUCUUCGAGUCCCUCUCUUACCACUACGGUCCUCUCACCUACGACAACUUCUCCAAGUACACCUACGAUGUCUACCACCGUGACCGGCCGGACGUGCUGCGCCACACGCCGCGCAUGUUCCGCAUGGUCAACAAGAGCCGCCGCGGCUGCAUCACUUACGAGGAGCUGUGCCGAUGGAUGGCGCGGAAGCUGAGCUGCGGCAAUAAUGUUCAGCCAAACGGGCACCUGCUGGCGACGAGUAUGUCGCUGCGGCUGCCGCUCGCCCUGGUGUCCGAGUCUCGCGACGAGUGGGACGCGUACCGUUGUGUACUCAAGUCGCUCUCCGACGGCGAUGACGCGGAGUACUGA
Leishmania mexicana MHOM/GT/2001/U1103 is the source of this 10578-nucleotide messenger RNA. RefSeq lists its product as hypothetical. NCBI's taxonomy places the organism in Eukaryota, Euglenozoa, Kinetoplastea, Trypanosomatida, Trypanosomatidae. The coding region runs from base 1 to 10578 and encodes 3525 amino acids. The transcript has a single exon. The record is from RefSeq and is a predicted model, not a curated record.